CACCUUGUACACCUGAACAAAAGUCAUUAAUUCUACAUUUAUUUUCUAACCUGUUUUAUUUUGUCAUUUGAGAAAAACUUCUCCGCCUUUUCUUUGGCUGUUUGGAUCUUGUAAACUUGUGAAUUACAACAUAACUCGCCUUCUUUACAUAUAUAUUCACUAAUUCGGAAACUUGUAACAUCUGUAAUUGUCUUUGGUAGAAUUAUUUCAUUCUGUUGUUCCAAAGAUUCGAUUGUAAGUCAUCUCUAGUCUAUCUCCCUCUCUCUCUUUCUUAAUCUCUUACACACCAACAUACUAUUUUAGUUUGCACAGCAUUCGAACAAGUGAAACUGAAUGUCGGUAAAUAGAAAAGUGGACAGUAUUUCUACAGAAUUAAACGUGUACAACUAUACACAUUUGGGUUAAGCGUAUAUUCUGUGUUGAACUGAUCCACCCACCAACCCAUCACUCACUCACUCACUCAACCAUUCAUUUAUUCGCUUGUGUAUAUAAUAAUAAUAAAUCCUCGUGAUACUCAGAUAGAUUACACAUGUUAAUGGCGUAUUAUUCUCUUUCAUGAGACAAUAUAUGUACACUGUGCAACACAAAUGAAUAAUAAAUGAAUAUCAUUCAGACAAUAUAAGAUCGUAUAUACAUACACACAAAGACGUGAAAGUUAACAGUGACGGAUGCAAUGGAAUACCUCUUAUAAUUUGUGGAUGGCAGCGAAGAAAUAACGAAGGUCUGUUUAUGCAGUAGCACGCCUUUGUUCUUUGAUUCGAAUACUAGAAUAGAAUUUCACUUGAAAAAGAGAGUGUUACUUGUGUAAUUGUAUCAUCACCAUCAUCAUUAACAUCAUCAUUGAGUCUGUGAAAUUCAAUACGAAUUCAUUGCCAUGUGUAUAAAGAAUAUUUCAACACUUAUCAUACAUUAUUUUCUAAUUUAUUUUGGAAUAAUUAUUUCAUUGGAUGGUGUCAAGUCGGGAAAUUGGGUAUUUGAUCUAUUAACUUUAAGUCAUUUGAAAAAACAAAAUUCACCAUCCUAUACACAUGAACGUUACAUUAGUCAAAUGACAAAUUUUCCUGAACCAAUCAACUUAAUGUAUUCGUCAAACUUCAAUCAACCAGGACGUAAAUCAAUUCGAGCUAGUGGUUCUGAAGUACACAAUCAACAGUCACUAUAUUUAAGUCAGCAAGACAACACACUGAAACCAUCGGGUUAUUAUCAUACAAUCAGUCAGCCAAACAGUUAUCCAGAGGAUACUGUUCAUUCAUUUAUUCCAUUUGGUAGUAUUAUUAAAAGUGAUAAUGAUUUAUCUGCGCAUGAAACAGGAAUAUGUCAUGCAUUGACUGGACUUACAAAUCGUCAACGUUAUAUCUGCUUACAACAUUCUGGUCUUAUCUGGGCAAUGCUUGAAGGGACACAUUUAGGUAUGCAUGAAUGCGUUCACCAGUUUCAACAUGAACAAUGGAAUUGUUCUGCAGUUAAUUUAUUAUAUCGUUUACAUAUGAAAUCACCGAACUUACCGUCAAUACACGGUCUGGAAGGGAUAUUACAACGCGGUUCUAGAGAGACGGCUUUCCUUUCAUCUACUUGGUCAGCUGGUGUUGUACAGGCAAUAACGCGUGCUUGCAGUCGCGGUCAAAUGGGGACAUGUGACUGUGAUCCAUAUCGACGUGAAGGUCAGGGUCGAGAUGCUGAGGGCGUAUUCACUUGGGGUGGAUGCAGUGAUCCGAUAAGAUUCGGUAUGCGAUUAGCACGCUUAUUUCUAGAUGCAAACGAUGAAGAACAUCGUAAUGCUGCUUUACAAAGGGAACAAGAAUUACACGAGCAAAGAAUUCAGUUAUUAGCUUCAAUGAGGCUUAAUAAUCAUGAACAACAGAAUCAGAGAAGAUCCCAAAGGGUGCAUCGAUUCCCUCGUUCGUCAAAUGACUCCACGUCUAAUCAGCCUUCGAAUAGGUCUAAUUCUAUUCUUUCACCUAAAGAAUUACAAGCAGAGACACUACAAAUUAUUCAAACAAAAGCAAGAACUUUAAUGAAUCUACACAAUAGAAAAGCUGGAAGAAGAUUGGUAUGGAAAAAUCGUGUUACAAAAUGUAAAUGUCACGGAGUUAGUGGAGCUUGUUCAAUGCGUACAUGUUGGCAACGUGUCAAUGAAUUUCGUCUUGUCGGUAUAAUGUUGAAAACUGCUUAUGAUCAAGCUAUACGUGUAACCUACGAACCAAGAUUGGACAUUUUGAAACGAAUUAAUAUUGGAAGAGGCACAAAUAAUUAUGAAAAAUAUAUUCACAGUAAUAAUAAUAAUUAUUAUCCGAAUAAACGAAAUCCAUCAGCAUUGUCAACACGUUAUAAACACGAUACAAAGAAUUGGUUAGUUGUGAUUAAUAAUCAUAGUAAUAGUAUUAAUAAUAAUAAUAACAAUGGUUUGAAACACGAUCACAAUGAAUAUUUAAAUAGUGAACGUCUUCUACGUAGAUGGCCACGUAUGACAGCGACAAAAUCAAGAGAAAUGCCAAAGAAUAAAUUAGUUUAUCUGGAAGAAUCACCUAACUAUUGUUAUUUUGAUGAAAGUAUUGGUCAUUUAGGCAUUGCUGGUAGACAGUGUAAUGCAACAUCUAAAGAUGCGGUGAAUUCAUGCUCACGUUUAUGCUGUGAUCGUGGUUAUGAUACAAUGGAGUUUGAACGUGAACAGAAAUGUGAAUGCAAAUUCUUUUGGUGA
Messenger RNA from Trichobilharzia szidati, 2698 nucleotides. The record is from the annotation of a GenBank genome assembly. Lineage: Eukaryota; Metazoa; Platyhelminthes; Trematoda; Strigeidida; Schistosomatidae.